This is a messenger RNA of Panthera uncia (snow leopard), 14269 nucleotides long. RefSeq names its product zinc finger protein 618 (gene ZNF618). Lineage: Eukaryota; Metazoa; Chordata; Mammalia; Carnivora; Felidae. The coding region runs from base 5082 to 7883 and encodes 933 amino acids. The transcript has 15 exons. The record is from RefSeq and is a predicted model, not a curated record.
GUCACAGGGCGUGUGAAUGCCCAGCCUGUCUGAUUCCAGCAACUCCUCCCUCCCACCAGGACGUCCUGAUGCUGGCAGGGGUCCCUGAGAGCAGAAAAGGACACUGAGUCUGUUUGGGUGGGUGGACAAGCAUUCGUAGACCUCAGGCUGAGCUUCCAGGUGUCGGCAGUGAGGAAGGGGGGGUUGAGGGUAUUUCAGGGGGAGGGUCUGUUCUGUUCCCUCUCUGUGACCUCAGUUGUGGGGAGCACAAGCAGGUUGGACCCUUCAUCUCCACUGGGCCUCUUUGCUGUCCUGGGGAACACAUCUGCCCUGUGCUUGGGGCUUAACCCUUUGUGCGGGCAGGUUCAGGACCAGCCAGGGCCAAGCCAGAGGGAGUCCUCAGCUACCAGCCUGCCUAGCAGCCCCCCUGAGACCCGCGGGCUUUGUUCUUGCCGGGCUGGCAUUCGGGUUCAGACAGGGUCCCCGAGCUCCACCCCCGUGCCCAGUAAGCCAGCAGGAUUGGUGGUUAGCAUCCCCGUGGUCCGUCUCUGUCAGGGAGCAGCGACUUCAGCAGCUGUCACCGGUUCCCAUGGGCAUGAUCACCUCUGCUGUAUGAGUCACUCUAGAUGAGGUCCUGGAUUUACAUUUUUGUGGUUGAUCUUCACAAUACCUUUUGAGCAGAUACGGGGCUCCCCACAUCACUUAUGUGGAAACAGGCUCAGAGAGGGUCAGGAGCUCACUCAGGGUCACCAGCUGGGAUGUAAUGGUGAUGGGAUUUAAACCCCUGUUGAUUUACCUCCAUAGCCCCCGCACGUCUGUGCCGUGUAAGACCCUUCCCCUGUGUCCUCUGCAUGCUUCCCUCCCCUGCACCCCUACGUAAGACCAUAGAUAUGUGUAGGACAUCUCCACUGGGGCCACCUUGCAGACUUUGCCUUGUCUCUGCCUCACAGCGCUGUGAGGUUGGUGCUGUGUUUAUCCCCAUUGUACGGGUGUGAAGACUGAGGCUUAGGGGAUUGGAGUCACUUGCGCAGGAACCCACAGCUUGGUGGUGGCGGUUCCAAAAGUGGUCGUGGGACCAUCCAACUUCAGAACCUCCCAUCUUAGUUCAUCACAUGGGGUUCCUGCCAGGCUCUCUGCCUGCCUCUGCUCUGGUGCCCCAGCACCAGGGAGACCUCGCUCCCAGGACAUCCCCUUCUGUUGUGGCUGGCUGCAGACUGUCCUCCCUUCCUGAAGCCAUAGCGAUUCCCUGGUCACUUCUUAGACCUGCGGCUUCCGUGGCUCCUGGGGCCUCACUGAACUAAGAGGCUUUUUUGUCCUGUGAUGACUUUUUUUUUUUAACAUUUAUUUAUUUUUGAAAGAUCGAGAUCGAGUACAAACGGGGGAGGGGCAGAGAGAGGGAGACACAGAAUCCGAACCAGGCUCCAGGCUCUGAGCUGUCAGCAAAGAGCCCGACCCAGGGCUCAGACCCACAAACUGUGAAAUCAUGAUCUCAUGAUCUGAGCUGAAGUUGGAUGCUUAACCGACGGAGCCACCCAGGUGCCCUUGUCCUGUGAUGACUCUUAAACACAGCAGGGAGUGGGUAGGCUUAUCCCUUCCCAGGGGCACUGGUCCUCAGCAAGGGGGCUCUGGUUCAAGAUACCCCCUUGGAGGAAGCAGCAGCCAGAAAAGUUAGGUAGUCUGCCUUCCUCUGGCUUACCCACUAGCACCACGGUUUGGACUGUUCUAGAUGCAGAAGGUCAAAGAGUGGGUGGUGUGGGAGCUGCCAGAGGCAGAUGGGCAGGCUUCCCUCUGUAGGUUUCUCCCUGAGUCUCAGCGCACCGUGGCUAAGACCCAAGAUGCCUACGUCUGAUUUUGGUUUCAUGUCUUACUACCCGCGUAACUUGGAUCAAGUCACUUUUCUCAGUGCCUCUGUUUGCUCAUCUGUAAAGCAGAGAUAAUCCCAGGACUUCCUCACCAUUUGUUAACGGAGAUGAAAGAGAUGAAAAGAGUCCGUAUAUUAGAAUAGUCCCGGCACAUAAAAAGCAACUUCAGUGUUUCUUCAGUAAGUAAAAGAAAUGAACACUGAGGCGAUCGAACCAUCCCGAUCUAUGUUUCCUGAUGCAGAGAAGGGUAAGAGCCCAAAGAGUGUAUGGUGGCCCUGAUGUGGCACACGCCGGGAGGAGGUGUCACUGGGCCCACUGAGUGCUAAGGAUGCUGUAACAGUUCGUCAUUAUUAAGAAUAGUAAUGAUGACCAUGUCUUGAUAGCUGUUACAGGCCAGCCACUGUGCUGAGUGUUUUGUUAGUUGAUUGAAAUCUGCCUGCCAAUCCUGUUAGCUCCAUUUUGCAGAUGGGAAAACUGGGGCGUGGAGGUUGGGCAGCUGGUGGCUCAAGUCACACAGCAAGGAGGUGCCUGACGGGACAGCCCUGGCUCCUGGCUGGUUCCCCACAAGCCUGCCUUUUUUUAACACAUUUUUUUCUAACAUUUAUUUUUGAGAGAGACAGAGAGCGAGCAGAGAGAGGCAGAGAAUCCCAAGCAGGCUCUGUGCCAUCAGCGCAGAGCCCGAUGCGGGGCUUGAACACAAACCAUGAGAUCAUGAUUUGAACUGAAAUCAAGACUGAGAUGCCCAACUGACUGAGUCACCCGGGCCACUCCCAGCCUACCUUUUCACUCUGGCUUGGUCCAUCUGAGUCCUGAACAGUAGUCAGCUCGAGCUGCCAUUACAGAAGACCACAGACCGGGUGGCUUGGACAACAGAAAUAUAUUGUCACACGGUCAUGAAGAGUGGAAGUCUGAGAUCACAGUGCCAGCACAGUUGGGUCUGGUGAGAACCCUCUUCCUGGCUUACAGACAGCCACCUUCUCUCUGUCCUCACGUGGUGGGGAGACAGAGAUUUGUCUUCCUGUCCUGUCAGAUUAGGUCCCUGUGACUUUAUUUAUUAACCUUAAUUAUCUCUUGAAGACCCUGUGUCCAGCUGUAGUUGUGUUGGGGAUUAAGAGUUCACCAUACAGGGGCACCUGGGUGGCUCAGUCAGUUAAGUGUCCGACUUUGGCUCAGGUCAUGAUCUCGCAGUUCGUGGGUUCAAGCCCCACGUUGGGCUCUGUGCUGACAGCUCGGAGCCUGGAGCCCGCUUCAGAUUGUCUCUCUCUCUCUCUCUCUCUCUCUCUCUGCCCCCUCCCCUGCUCUCUCUUUCUCUCUCUGUCUUUCUCAAGAAUAAAUAAACAUUAAAAAAAAAAAAGAUUUCACCAUACAAAUUGGGCAGGUCAGGGACACAGCUCAGUCCAUACUAGGACCUCCCCAGUGGCCUUUUGCUGUCCCCUCCUCAUUAGCUGGUACCCUCUUCCUCUCUUUGCUCAGUCACCAACCUGAGAGAAAGUUCAGAGCUGGGAGGGACAGUGAAUGUGAUAAAAACUCAUGCUCCUGUCACAGAUGGAGCUGCUGAAGCCCAGAGAAGAGAAAAGUCUUGUCCAAAGUCCUACAACAAGCCUGCUUCAGAUCCAGGGUCAGAACCCGGGUCCCUGCCUCCCAGCCUGGCACCUCCACGAAGCUCGGUUGGCAUGCUAGUGGGCUUGCCUGAGUGUGCUUCAAGUGUGGGCCUUCAAGUUCAGUCCAGAAGCUUCUCUGAAGCAGUGGAGAGGGCCGGAUGUGACAGGGUGGCAUCCCUGGGCUGGCACGUGAUGUGAUCUCCCAGUGUGGCACACCUUGGCCUCAGUACCUCAGAGGUGGGAGUGACAGUGAUGAUCCCCUUGCCAGAAGGCUCCCCCUUAUGAUAACACAGAGAGUCACGUUGAACCACUCUGUUCAAGAGGUGUCAAGGCUUCAUGCCUUGGCCUGCCACCUGUCUUGUGUGUGGCCCUGGGCAAGUCCCAGUUGUGCUCUGGGCCACAGUGUGCCCUCCCAUAAAGGAGGUUCGGUGGUCUGUGCCCUCCCUGCCCACCUCAGUAUUGAGCUCAUUACCUUGAUAAUGUUUUCUGGUAUUUGCAGAGCCACGUGGAAGCCAGAAUGGUAAGGUCUGAGUGAGGCUUUUGGCUUGUAGUCUCCCGUCGGUGAGAUGGAACAGGGAGGGGCUUGGAUGAAUCUUCAGCCCUUCCGCCAAGGAGGGAAGGGAACAGCACUGGGCACUUUGUACCCAUCAAGCCACUUAAACCCUUGCUGUCCAAAGUGCAGGUCGAAGACCAGCAGCAUCGGCCUUGCUGCGUGCUUGGUUAGAAAAGCAGAAUCUCAGGACGCCUGGCUCACGGUUUGUGAGAUUGAGCCCCAUGUCAGGUUCUUUGCUGUCAGCUCGGAGCCUGCUUGGGUUUCUCUCUCUCUCCCUCUCUCUCUCCCUCUCUCUCUCUGUCUCUCUCUCUCUCUCUCCCUCUCUCCGUCCUUCCCCUGCUCAUGCUCCCCGUGUCAGGUUCUUUGCUGUCAGCUCGGAGCCUGCUUGGGUUUCUCUCUCUCUCUCUCUCUCUCUCUCUCUCUCUCUCUCUCUCUCCGUCCCUCCCCUGCGUAUGCUCUUCUCUCCCUCUGAACAAUAAAUAAACAUGAAAGAAAGAAAGAAAGAAAGAAAGAAAGAAAGAAAGAAAGAAAAAGAAAAGAAGAAAGAGAGAAAGAAAGAAAGCAAGAAAAGCAGAGUUUUAGGUUAAACCCCAGAUCUGCUGAACCAGAAUUUGCAUUUUACCAAGAUUCUCAGCUGAUUGAUGUGCAUAUCAAACCUGGAGAAGAACUGAUUUCAACCACCCGUAGCUGCCCUCGUAGGUCUUUUCUAACCCCAGUUACAGGAGUUACUGGGCACAUUUAGACCUCUUUAGAUCUGUAAAAUGAGUGGCGUUGGAGCCAUACUAGCCCAAUGAUUUUCAAACGGUGUUCCUCGGAGCCCUGGGGUUCCCUGGAGGACCCAUAGGGGCCGCCAUGGGUGCCGGUGCUUCAGGGUGAGAUUCACGGAGAAAUGGGUCUGUCACUAAACAUUUCGCAACCCCCUGGGCUGGUGGGCUCCCAGAUAGGUCUGGGGGCCGGCACGGGGUCCACGCUGAACAGACUCUCUUCUUUCUCAGGGAGCGCUUGAAGCGCAGCCAGAAGAGCACCAAGGUGGAGGGGCCCGAGCCCGUGCCGGCCGAGGCCUCCCUGAGUGCCGAGCAGGGAACGAUGACGGAGGUGAAGGUGAAGACAGAGCUACCUGAUGACUACAUCCAGGAGGUGAUCUGGCAGGGGGAGGCCAAGGAGGAGAAGAAGGUGGUCAGCAAGGAUGGGCCAGGCGACGUGCCCGCCGAGAUCUGCGUGGUGAUCGGUGGCGUUCGUAACCAGCAGACCCUCGAUGGAAAAGCGCCCGAAGGCAGCCCCCACGGUGGAUCUGUGCGAAGCCGCUAUUCAGGGACCUGGAUUUUUGACCAAGCGUUGAGAUAUGCAUCUGGAUCCUAUGAGUGUGGAAUCUGUGGCAAGAAGUACAAAUAUUAUAACUGUUUCCAGACCCACGUACGGGCACACCGAGACACUGAAGCCACCUCAGGGGAGGGAGCCUCCCAAGGCAACAAUUUCAGGUACACAUGUGACAUCUGUGGGAAGAAGUACAAAUACUACAGCUGCUUCCAAGAGCACCGGGACCUGCACGCGGUGGAUGUAUUUAGUGUGGAAGGGGCCCCUGAGAAUCGGGCAGACCCCUUCGACCAAGGUGUCGUGGCCACUGACGAAGUGAAGGAGGAACCCCCGGAACCGUUCCAGAAAAUCGGGCCAAUGAACAAUAUUACAUCAGAAAUUUUUAAGAAGAAAGAAGUUAGGCAGUGCCCAAAGAGAGAAACUGGCAAUUACACCUGUGAAUUCUGCGGAAAGCAGUACAAGUACUACACGCCCUACCAGGAGCACGUGGCCUUACACGCCCCCAUCAGUACCGCCCCUGGGUGGGAGCCACCGGACGAUCCAGACACGGGCUCUGAGUGUUCACAUCCGGAGGUCUCCCCGUCUCCACGCUUCGUGGCAGCGAAGACCCAGACGAACCAGUCGGGGAAAAAAGCUCCGGCCUCCGUGGUCCGAUGCGCCACCCUCUUACACCGCACCCCUCCAGCCACCCAAACCCAGACGUUCCGCACUCCAAAUUCGGGAUCUCCGGCAAGCAAGGCAACUGCAGCAGAAAGCGCUUUCAGUCGGAGAGUAGAAGGCAAAGCACAAAACCACUUCGAAGAGACAAAUAGCAGUUCCCAAAACUCCAGCGAAACUGCAAGUCCCCUGAUUUCCAAUCCUUUCCCUCUCCUACAGAAGCCCUACACCUGUGGCGCCUGUGGGAUCCAGUUCCAGUUCUACAACAACCUGCUGGAGCACAUGCAGUCCCAUGCAGCAGACAACGAGAACAACAUCGCCUCCAACCAGUCCCGAUCGCCACCCGCUGUUGUGGAAGAGAAGUGGAAACCGCAGGCCCAGAGGAACAGCGCCAACAACACCAUGACCGGCGGUUUAACACCCAACAGCAUGAUCCCCGAGAAGGAGCGGCAGAAUAUCGCAGAGCGGCUGCUGAGGGUCAUGUGCGCUGACCUGGGCGCACUGAGUGUGGUGAGUGGGAAGGAGUUCUUGAAACUGGCCCAGACUCUGGUGGACAGUGGUGCCCGCUACGGGGCCUUCUCGGUCACGGAGAUCCUGGGCAACUUCAACACACUGGCGCUGAAGCACCUGCCCCGCAUGUACAACCAAGUGAAGGUGAAGGUGACGUGUGCCUUGGGCAGCAACGCCUGCCUGGGCAUCGGUGUCACCUGCCACUCGCAGAGCGUCGGCCCCGACUCCUGUUACAUCCUCACAGCCUACCAGGCCGAGGGCAACCACAUCAAGAGCUACGUGCUGGGCGUGAAGGGCGCGGACAUUCGCGACAGCGGCGACCUGGUGCACCACUGGGUGCAGAACGUGCUGUCGGAGUUCGUGAUGUCCGAGAUCAGGACAGUGUACGUGACCGACUGCCGGGUGAGCGCGUCCGCUUUCUCCAAGGCCGGCAUGUGCCUUCGCUGCUCAGCCUGUGCCUUGAACUCGGUGGUGCAGAGCGUGCUGAGCAAGCGGACGCUGCAGGCCCGCAGCAUGCACGAGGUCAUCGAGCUGCUCAACGUGUGCGAGGACCUGGCGGGCUCCACGGGCCUGGCCAAGGAGACCUUCGGGUCCCUCGAGGAGACCUCGCCGCCGCCCUGCUGGAACUCGGUCACGGACUCGCUGCUGCUGGUACACGAGCGCUACGAGCAGAUCUGCGAGUUCUACAGCCGCGCCAAGAAGAUGAACCUCAUCCAGAGCCUCAACAAGCACCUGCUCAGCAACCUGGCGGCCAUCCUGACGCCGGUGAAGCAGGCGGUCAUCGAGCUGAGCAACGAGAGCCAGCCCACCCUGCAGCUCGUGCUGCCCACCUACGUCAGGCUGGAGAAGCUGUUCACGGCCAAGGCCAAUGACGCGGGCACCGUCAGCAAGCUGUGUCACCUCUUCCUGGAGGCCCUCAAGGAGAACUUCAAAGUGCACCCGGCGCACAAGGUGGCCAUGAUCCUGGACCCGCAGCAGAAGCUGCGGCCCGUCCCGCCCUACCAGCAUGAGGAGAUCAUCGGCAAGGUGUGCGAGCUCAUCAACGAGGUGAAGGAGUCCUGGGCCGAGGAGGCCGACUUCGAGCCCUCCGCCAAGAAGCCCCGCUCCGCCGCGGGCGAGAACCCUGCAGCUCAGGAAGACGAUCGGCUUGGGAAAAAUGAAGUGUACGAUUACCUGCAGGAGCCCCUCUUCCAGGCCACCCCUGAUCUCUUCCAGUACUGGUCGUGCGUUACCCAAAAGCACACAAAACUCGCCAAGCUGGCCUUCUGGCUGCUCGCGGUCCCGGCCGUGGGGGCCAGGAGCGGGUGUGUAAAUAUGUGUGAGCAAGCGCUUCUAAUCAAAAGGAGGCGACUGCUCAGUCCGGAAGAUAUGAACAAACUCAUGUUUCUGAAAUCCAACAUGCUUUAAGACUUGACUUCGGAACAAAAAGAAAUAAGAAAGAAAAGAAAAGAAAAAGAGAAGAGAAACAUUAGGAAAACACACACACACACACACACACACACACACACACACACAACACUGUCGCAAACAAAAGGAAUUUAAGUUCUAAACACUGUGGACCUCAUUAUAAAUGCCCCCUGGAAACUUAAGUGCUUUUUCAGUGUGUGUGUGCAUGUGUGUGCACACCCGCACACGUGUGGACGUGUCCCAGCACGUGCACCCUGGGUGUGGGGCGUGGGGGCCCCGUGCUCGUCUGCGCAGCCACGGCAGCUCUGUGCACGCAUGCACACACACACAGCCCUGGUGCAUGUGCACGUGCCUGCUCGCGGGCGCGUGUGCAUUAAACUGGGUGUGUCAGGAAAGCUGAGUGGGAAAGAGGGAAGACGCUUCACCUCCUUUUCUCAGUGAGGGGGCUUUAAAGACGCUGUUUUCAGGUGUGCAGAUUGGUAGAAAGCUGAUGUCGUAAAACGUUCAGGCAGCUGAGAUCUGAAGUGACUUGACGCUCUCUGUCCUUGACCCCGUGGUCCCCACCCAUCCCUCCCGACCCUCCUCCCCUCCCCCCUCCACGCCCUCCUGACCCUCAUGCACCCACCCCUCCCCGGCUGCUCUGCCAUGGAUUCUCCAGACUGCAUCAGAUGGACAGUUUCUGCACUGGACUUUGUUCUCGUUCACCUUCAGGGCAUUGAGCUGUUGCCUUCGAGAUACCCUUGGGUGUCACAGGGCAGCCGCCUUAGAAACACAUUUAUCUAUCUCCCCAAAUCAGGAAAGGAGACUUUAAGAAUAUAAAGCUGACUUUUUGCUUUUUAAUAUAAGAUAGAAAAAAAACAUUUUUUAAAGAAGUAUAGAUACUGUCUCCACUCCUUAAUAAUUGUUUUUCCUAACAUUUUUGCAGUUUUUUCCUUUUUUUUUUUUUUUUUUUUUUUUUCAAAUUUGAUUUUAGACCCUGCUAGGAGGCACUGAAUGUCUGUAACUUAUGUUUUGGAGGUUUUUUUUUUUUUUUUUCCCAUUUGCCCUUUUUGUUCCUCAAAUCACACUGUAAACUAGCUCAUCUCAGUGGUAUACUCAGUAUCCUAAGGUUUUUAUUAGCCCUCCCUGUACAGUCCCAUUUUCAUGUAUUUGAACAGCCAAGACCAUGAACGUACUUGGCUUGGCUAUUUGGGAACCAGGAGUGGGGUUGGAGUCACGGAUUUCACAGAGGUGGGGUUCGGUGGAAGCCAUAGGGAAGCAUGUGGCUUGGGAGUGUUCCUGAAUGUAAGCGGAAGGCCCGUCCUCCUGGUUCGCCGUGUCUGGUACUGCGAAUGUCUGAUUUAUAUACCCAGAGUGCAUUACACUACUCGCCCCGUCACUGACACUUCCGGCUCCACAGGGACUCCUGAGUCCACCCAUGUCCACGUCUGUCUCGCCUCGGACCCACGGCCCCUCCCCCCUCCCCAGGACCCCAGGGAUUCCGGUGGUUCCAUUGCCCGCAGCCUGGGGUUCCCCACGUGGGCCUCAGCCCUCCUUCCAGGACAGUAGUUGAGCACGGUGCCUUGUGGGCCUAACAGUUGAUGUCUUGAAGGUAGAAUGGCAUUAUCAGACCACAUUCCCCUUGAGGCUAUGAAAGAUGGCUUUUCUCUCCAUGAGGAAUUUACGUUUUACACACUCAGUCCAUAUGGCAAGAGGGUGGCCCCUUUGCCCUUAUACGAGGUGGUUCUGUCACGGUCAGUACUCCACCCCCCACCCCACCUCUCCACGAGUAACGUGCCCGUGGCUGCCUGUCCCCCCGGUGCCCACACCUGUAGGAUACAGAUGGUUACGCCAAGGGCUUCGGGCGAAGAACGACCACCAUCACGGAGGACUCUGCAAAGGCACGUUUUACCAUUUUGAGGGUUGACUCCACUCCGUCCCUUCCUGUUAAUAAAGCAUUACUUAGCCGUGAGAUACCUCGAUUCCAAAAAGCACUGUACAACAUCCCCAUCCCCGGGUCCGUAGCAGAUGGGGAAGUCGAGUUGGUUCAGAGACUCAAGAAGGCUUAGGAUUAUAGGCCAGAACAGUGUCCCUGGGGGCCGAGCCCGCUCACGUCACCUCAUGAGAACUAACCCAGCUUUCCCCUCCCAAGUGUUGGACGUACUAAAAUGCAUCAAAGUGUGGCCGUUCGAAGCUUCGCUCCAGCAAGCCGUGGUCUCGGGAACCAAUGUGCCAUUUCCUCUCCUGGAGAAGCUCUGGGUAUUUCCCCCCCCCAUUUCCAAUUGGGUCACGUCACCAGAAGAGCCUCCAUCUGCACUGGACAGUCACCUGAUGGCGCUUUCUAGAGCGCGUGGGAGCAUCAGCAGACCUUACGAUCAGAGCUUUGAGGACAUUCCAGAAGGCAGCUGCAGGGUUGCUGAAGAGUGACAGAUGCAUCCUGCAGCAAAAGGCCCCUCCGGUUUUGCUUUGCUGCUGGGGGAGGGUCCGCGACCUGGCCCUUUGAACCGCACGAGGAGGAUCAGAGUUGCCCACUUGGUGUGGUUGGUGGGAGCAGAGCCUCGGAGCCCGUCCUCCCUCUACUGAAGGCAGAGUGGUUACGCCGUUGCCCCGUGUUUGGGCCAGUUAGUUAGAAAACAGACAUUUUACUCUCUUGCAAAGCCAUCAGAGACCAAGCCCAGAUAAUGCGUUUAGAGCACUCCACAUUCUGUUUGGAACACGGGGAUAUCUGGCCUCCAGAGUGAAAAUUCGAGGAAGUCUAGUUAACUAAACUUUAGGUAUGAAGUCCUAUGUGUCCCCCCCCCCCCCCCCCGUUCUGUUCUUUUUUCCAACCCUCCGGGCUUGGCUUGCUCUGCAGGUUUAAGGUGGAUGCCACUGGACACUCUCAACGCUGUCUCCAGGGGCUGCUUCCUCCAGGAUGGUGACAAGGUGGCAGGUGGUCCUUUCUCUCUUGCAGCCACUGGUUCCUCCGAAACUGGGGUCGCAAACAGGAAAGGCUGUAUCAAGGUGCCCCUUCAGUCGGCUUUCUCACGCAGGCCAUUCCCGUAGUGCACAUCUUGCUGCAGUGAACAGCUUAGUAAAAUCCAAAGAUCUCACAGGCUCAGCCACUGGCCCCUCGUUUCCAGCAAUAUCCACCUUACCCACAUUCUAGUUUAGCCAAAGGACUGAGGUAGACUCUUCCAGUUCAUCUCCCAGCAUCUCCCAUGGCAUCGACCUUCAGAAAGAUUCUGUCUUCUGCACCCCCGUUCUGUGACCACCUUGGGACUUUCCACCACAGGCCCUUGGUUGCAGGCAGAGCAGGAAAUAGGGCCAUUUCUGUCAUGUUCUCGACCGCUCAAGGUGGUCGUCUGCUGACUCGGACACGGCCUGCCUCAAGCCAUGCGAUUCCCAGGACAGAAAUGGUCUGGCGCUGACAUCCGUGGAGCCCAGGGGGGAGGUGGAGAGAACGCGCCUCCCCUCUGCGGGGUGUUUUCCCCUCCCGUGAGGCCACUGGGCUUCACCACCAAAGCCAGGGCCAAGGACUGCAGCCUCACGGGUGGUUGAUGGAGUAGCCUGGGCGUGGCUGCUCUUGUCCCAACGCCGUUCUCCCUCCCUGUGCCCGGGUCCACCAGCCAGGCCUCCCUCAGAUGGGGGCCGAAAGCCGGGAAGCGAAACGGAGGGGCCACGUGAGCAGAGCUCCUGCCUGCACUUCACCUUGGGGGUUCGUGGUGCAGAAAGCCGCGGGUCGUACCUGCCAGCGAGGUUCCUUUGCCACCGUCCCCACCUGAUGGCCUCUGGCUUGGCUGCCGGGGACCGGCCCUUGGCUGGGAGAAGGGUACAAAGGUUUCCUGGUGAGAGAACCGUCCGAGGAAGGACUUUCUUUUUGCAUCUGGUCCAUUGGCUGGCAAGUGAUCUCUCCCUGAGUUUGCUCUUUAUCUCCUGCACUUUCAAGAAACACCAGGGAAAAACUCUGCAAGGCGUGUUUUCCACUGUGAAGCCUCAUCUCGCCUUCAGGAGGCCCCUGUGUUUAUGCGAGGGGCAACCUGGGGAGACGUCAGGGAUGCCGCACGCACUCUCGGGGGCCACGCGUUCACGAGAAAGGCUUGAAGGAAAGCUGGGUUGCAGACGGAGCUGGGCUCCUGUGAGCGACCGCCCAGGAGGGGGGCAGUACCUGGGAGCCAUCGUCACGAUGGCUGCGCUCGCAGAGACGGGAAGAGGAGGUAACACGGGGCGUCGGGAGCGGUCUCCUCCCGCCCCGCUGAGCUGGGGUGAGUUCACAGCACGGCGCCUGUGUCCCCGGGGCGUACCUGACGGGGAGCUCCCGGAAAGGCUGCUGGUUUAGGUAGAACAGAGAGGCUGAGUCAGGCUCCGGCCGUCCCCUGGAGACCGUCGGUGGGGGCUCCCGCCUCAGCCCUGCCGACCCCAGCCCAGGCCCCCGGAUCCUGCUGGGCCGCGGGGAGGACUGGGAGGGGGCCUGCCCCUCUCUUCACUGUGGCUAACGUUUGCUAGGCCAGUUAUGGUGAACCAAUGAUACAGUGUCUUGUCCUCUUAUGUUUCCCUCCCGGUUUCCCCUCUUGAGGGUCUUCUGGAGGAUUUGGUGGUGGUGGUGGUGGUAUUGUUUUUCUUCCUCUCUCAUUCGGGUUUGAGGACGGUGGUCAGUAGAGGCCUGCCUUUCCCUGGAGGGGCCUGUGGGUUCUGUGUGAAGACGCACCUGCUCCCGCUUUGAUGAGGGGGAAGGUCCUUAGGUCGCCGUUGGCUUCUGUUCAUGCCCCCACGGCCGCCACCGGCCACCACCACGGGUGUCGCUUUAAAGAUCCAGCUCCUGUUCCAGAGAAGGAUUCGCUAGGUCUGCAGUUGGGCGUCAGCAUCAGGACCCACGAGGGUCCUACCCACCCGUGCGUCCCCACCGGGCACCUUGACUCUUCGAACCAAAGUUCCUUAAAGGGGCACAGCCCAGCCUUGUCCGCAACCUCAGGGGCCUGGGAUCCCUGUGGCGCUUCCUGAAGUCCAGGUCGGCAGAGACCGUGGGGUCUGCGGCCAGCCGGAAGGAGGCCUCCUCCCACAACCCAGGUGCCAGCCGGUCCCCGCCUGGGGCCCUCCCUCCCGCCCAGCCGGGGGGGUGGGGGUGGGGGGGGCCGGGUUCCCAGGCGGCGAGCCAGCUCGCGGACUGGCGUGGGGCUGGGACUCGCCAGCCAGGAGAGAGAGGACCCGCCGGGCAGCGCGUCCGGGGCCAUUCAGAUCCCAAGCAUCAGGAAAUCAUUUUGUACAACCACCCGAAGCAGAGAUAUUUUUUAAGAAGCGUAAAUUAUUUUCAGUUGUUUUCUGAUCCUGCUUUUUUCUUUUCCCUGCAACUUCGCAUCAGUGAUUCUUUCACAUCAGGUAAAUCUCGAGAAAGCCUUGGUGCCCCUCCCUCCCUGCACCCCGCUCAGUAACCACGUGCGUGCACCCCAUCCUUUCUCAGUAGUUAAGACGUUCUAGGCAAUACCAUAGACACAUCUGACUGUGUCUCUCUCUUCGAGUGCAAGAAACUCAAGUCAUCUUAAAAAAAUACAAAAAAAAAAAAUUUACAAAAAAACAAACACAAAAAAAAUAUCUUUUUUAGGCCAGAGUUUUCUACAGGUAUUAAUGAAUAUUUUUCUUAAUCCUUAUAAGUUUUAUGUGUUUAAUAUUUCUUAAUACCGGUAGCAUUAAUUUAUACUUUUGUAGCAACACAAUAUUUUUAUAAACAGCCAGUGCUUGGCUCCAGUCUCCACGAGGGGUUUAUGCAGGGCCAUCUUGGGACCCUGCGUACCAUGUACUGUAUUUAAAAAAAAGUUACCUAGUGUCACCCUUGCUGUGUUAAUUAACAAAAGACGUUGUUCGCGGUCUCCUGUGUCGUUGGUGUGGAUCCAACAGCUCUCCAAGGAGUCACGUUGCAUGGGGGUUGAGUUGACGGUUCUUGUGAUACGUAAACCCCCGAGACCAAACUUGAGGGUUUAUUUAGGGUUUUUUUGUUCGUCCUUUGGGAUUUUCGUUUCACUUUGUUUUGGUACCGUAUCUCCAUUUACAGCCAAAUCCGUUUCGUGAUGUUUAAAACUUUUUCUGAUGUGAAAUGGAGGAAAGGAACAGGAAAAAAAAAAAAAAAAGAUUUUUACAAAGUAAUAAAAUUUAAAACUGAGCUGUUUCAAUGUUGCUGUUUUUACCUGUCUGUUCUUGUCCAAAAGUGGGACAUUCCCAGGAAGAAGAGGAAGGUUCCGCUUGGUUCCUUAAAUCGCCAAAAGCCCCCGCCCAGAAUUCACACCCUACCCCCGAAUUCUUGCAACAUUAUUUCCCAGUUGGUUGAUGCCAAGGCAAAAAGACAUCCUUUUAAUGGUUAGAGAGGAUCAGUUACUUAAACGAUUUCAUGUCAGUGUUGUAUUUAUGGUUUUACAAUAAAACAACCUUUAGGAAGA